ACCUCGUCGAAUAAGGUAUUCCCACACCGCGAGGCGCUAUGACGGAACAGCUGUUACAAGGCGUGAUGCGAAAUACUAGUGGAUAAAUAAAGGGGCGGGGGUGAGGUUUUACGUGCGCGACCGGCGGUAUUCCGUCAAAAGGGGAACGUGCGGUUGGUCGUGUAUUUGCGGCGUGUGACGAAUGAAAAUAAUACAUAACCGGCAGAGCGAAUUUCUCUGGACUUCAGUGCCAGUGGGUCAACGGGAAACGUGCUCACGACGCACGAGAGAGAAGGCAAAAUAGUCACGAAUAGCAUCGCAUCGCGGGCAUAAGGAGAUUGUGUGCCCGGUAUCACGUUCACUCGGAAUCCAUCAAUCUUGGACGUUUCCACUCUGGCACGAUGGAGGGGGAGAAGAAACAGGUAACAUGCUACCUCAUGUUUUCUUUAUUAACGGCUGUAAUUGGCUCCCUACAGUUUGGCUUCAACACAGGAGUCAUCAAUGCCCCCGAACAGAAACUGCGAGCAUUUUUUAAUGCCACAUGGAUGGAGCGUUAUGGGGAGCCCAUCAAGCCGGGUGUGUGCACCAUUGUGUGGAGUUUUGCUGUGGCCAUCUUUAGUGUGGGUGGAAUGGUGGGAUCAUUCAGUGUCGGUGUUGUAGCCAACAAAUUUGGAAGACGUAAAUCUAUGAUCCUUGUGAAUAUCUUGGCUCUGAUUGGCGGGGGUCUCAUGGGACUGUGCACUCUCUGCUCCUCCUUUGAGAUGGUCAUUGCCGGUCGGCUAAUUAUUGGGUUGUUCUGUGGCCUCUUCACUGGUCUCACUCCAAUGUAUGUUGGGGAAGUGUCGCCGACUCCCCUCCGCGGGGCCUUUGGGACCCUGCACCAGCUUGGUGUCGUGAUUGGCAUCUUAAUCGCACAGGUUUUUGGUUUGGAGUAUCUGCUGGGUUCAGAUAAGCUCUGGCCUGUACUUCUAGCUCUAACCGUGCUACCUGCCAUCCUGCAAUGUUUACUGCUUCCGUUCUGUCCAGAGAGCCCUCGAUACCUGCUCAUUAACCUCAAUGAGGAAGAACAGGCCCGCAAAGCGCUGGUGCGUCUCCGUGGUUACGAGGAUGUGGGGAAGGACAUGCAGGAGAUGAAGGAGGAGAGUGCGAAGAUGGCCAUGGAGAAGAAGGUGACCAUCCCAGAGCUCUUCCGCACCGCUGCUUACCGCCAGCCUCUGCUCAUCGCUGUCAUGCUGCAGCUGUCUCAGCAGCUCUCUGGCAUCAACGCUGUUUUUUAUUACUCAACUGGUAUUUUUGAGUCAGCUGGAGUGAAUCAGCCCAUUUAUGCCACCAUUGGAGCUGGAGUCGUCAAUACUGUCUUUACUGUAGUAUCUCUCUUUUUGGUGGAGAGGGCAGGACGAAGAACUUUGCACCUUAUUGGUUUGGGUGGAAUGGCCAUCAGCGCCUUGGUCAUGACCAUUGCUCUCUUAUUGAAGGACAUUGAGGCUGUUCGCUACCUCAGCAUUGCUGCAGUUUUUGCCUUUGUGGCCAUGUUUGAGAUGGGCCCUGGACCCAUUCCCUGGUUCAUAGUGGCUGAACUGUUCUCCCAGGGGCCACGUCCUGCUGCCAUGGCCGUUGCAGGAUGCUCCAACUGGACAGCCAACUUUCUUGUUGGAGUCAGUUUCCCUAAACUGGAGGAGCUGUGUGGGCCAUAUGUCUUCAUUAUAUUCAUGAUCUUCCUCAUCAUCUUCUUCGUCUUUACAUACUUCAAAGUUCCGGAGACUAAAGGGCGAACUUUUGAUGACAUCGCCCGUGGUUUUGGCGGGGCUCCGCCUCCGACUGCCACCUCCGUGGAGGAGCCCGGCAGAGUCGCACUUCCAGCCUCUCCGGUCAAAGAAAAGGUCCCAUUGGUGGAAGCUUCCAAAUCUUCCUUGGAACAGGGUGCAAGCUCAUCUGAGAAAGCUGCGGCAGAUGCUAAAAAACCUAGCUCAGUUACCCAGCCACUGGUGGAUUCUAGUAAAGAGGAGAAAUCUAAUUCCACCAUCUAAGAAAUGGUGUAACUCUAUAGCUUAAUAUGAUUAAAGACAUGACGUACUACUGAAGAUAGAAAUAUAAUACUAGAGAUUUAUUUACUGGAAAAAGAUUAUUUAGGGUAAACAGAUUAAGAAGGUAACCACAGGGGAAAGUCACAGAUCACCUAGUUAUAUUUUGAAAGGAUACGAGAGCUCAUAGUCCAUGAGCUUUAUUUUAUUGUGUAGUUUGACAACUGAUGGUUUGGUGCAAUAUUGAUUCAUGUUUUAAAGAUUUUAUCUAUUUAUUGCUCAUUUACUCCUGUUUGUGCAUUUUAGUGCAGUUUUAAUGUGAAUUAUCAAACAGGACAUUGUUUCCUAUGUCAGAUCAAACAGAAAAAGGGAAUUUUCUAAAAAAAAAACUCAAUUUUUUGCUUUUAGAAAAACCAAAGUGUUUUUCCCUUGAGUGAUAGUUGGCGAUCUUCAUAAUCUUGAGGAUGUUCAUUUUGUAUAAAAUAUAGUGUGCAUAGAGAUAUAUACGUUUUCAUUACUUCAGAUCACUACUACCAUUUAUCAAAAACACUUAAAACAUAUAUUUAAUUAGAAGAUUCAUAAAAAAUAUUUAGAUUACAGAAAGUGCUUAGCUAGUAAAGCUUAUGCCAAGAAUAGUUUACUGCCAAAAAUAAUACAUCUAAAGAAACUAAAAUCACCAAAAAUGACCAACCAGUGUUCGAUGAAUUGUACUGUAUAUAAUGUAUACGGUCUCCAUAACUAGACAAGUUCACAUUUCAGAUAUCCAAGAUAAAGAUUUUUAGCAAAUGACGUGAUCAAGAUUAUGAGCAUUAAUCCCGCUACUGAAUUUCCUGUGCUUGGUGAUUUAGUAUUCCAGCGUCACGUGUGUGCUGCACUGACUCACUUUGAGGUUUGACAGAGUAGUGAGAGAAGUCUCACUUGAUUUGAAUAAAUGUGUUUAUAAUAAAUGUUGUUCUGCCGUUUCCGACACUUAGUUUGAAUCCCUUUCAUAGAGAACACAUAUAGUAUUUAUUUGUUUAUACAUUUAUUUUUUACUUAAAUUAGAGAAUCUACCAAUAAUUCCUAUCACGUAAGGCAAUUGACGCUUUAUGCUGCCAUUGCUUAGGUAUUGCUAUUUUUGUCUAGAUAUUGAAUGUGAAAGUAUUUAUUAAUAAGCACAUUUAUAGGCCAGGUGUAAUCUGAACAACUGCUUUUUCCCAUUCUGAUGUCUUGUGAUCAUUUAUAUGUUGCACGGAGAGAAACUCCAAAAAAGACCAAGAAAGACAACAUUCCUCUUGCAGUAGUGCACUGUGGUUUGUAUCCCAGUGGUCAAGAGCAGCGUCACAAUGAGCCAGCCCUCUUCUAACACUAACAAACACAACCAUCUUAUUAACUGUUUAUACCUUUCACAUACUGUACCUUUACUGUGCAUAAUGUACACAACUCAUAGUUACUUGCUUACUGUACAGUUAGAAGAGCAUCACCCUGUAAAUAACUAAGUUAAUGUGUGUUGAAUGGUGUAAUUGAUGUAAUUGCAGUUCAAAAGGAGAGUGUCUGCUAAACAGAAGUGUUGAUGUUUUGACAUUUGUAUAUUUUAUGGUGGUUUUUCCUGAAUGUGUAACAAAAUCAUGAGUGGCACUGUGUACAAUUGUAUU
Messenger RNA from Sinocyclocheilus rhinocerous, 3634 nucleotides. Its product is annotated as solute carrier family 2, facilitated glucose transporter member 3-like. Lineage: Eukaryota; Metazoa; Chordata; Actinopteri; Cypriniformes; Cyprinidae. The transcript has 11 exons. The record is from RefSeq and is a predicted model, not a curated record. Gene Ontology annotation, molecular function: D-glucose transmembrane transporter activity. Gene Ontology annotation, biological process: dehydroascorbic acid transport; response to insulin. The coding region runs from base 381 to 2006 and encodes 541 amino acids. Gene Ontology annotation, cellular component: plasma membrane; basolateral plasma membrane; apical plasma membrane.